Molecule: messenger RNA, 1043 nt
Organism: Mus pahari (shrew mouse)
Lineage: Eukaryota; Metazoa; Chordata; Mammalia; Rodentia; Muridae
Gene: Rps25
Product: ribosomal protein S25
Exons: 5
Coding region: 615-992 (125 amino acids)
Cellular component (GO): cytosolic small ribosomal subunit
Molecular function (GO): structural constituent of ribosome
Source: RefSeq, a predicted model, not a curated record
CGCGCUGGCCGAAAGCGACCAGCACGCGUUCGUCGUGCAGUUUCAGCAGCAGGUCCAGCGGGUAACUGAAAGUUUUCUCAGCCUCAGCCCGUGGCGAGUAGCUGUCCCACUGGUAAAUCAGGCCGCCGGCUUUGUUCACCACGUACACGCUAAAAAUCGCCAUCACUGCGCCACGGCUAGGGUAUACGAUCCCGCCCCUACCAGGCGCUCCAGUCCCGGAACUGGUGUCAUAGCCUCGCCUCUGAUGUCCCUCUUGCGGCCCUCCCCCCUCCUAGAGCGCACGCGCAAGCCAAGGCCCCAUCGUUCUAACAAAGGAAUUUCUGGGAACUGGCCUACUGUAUUUCUCAGUGACCGAGGAGAGGAUUAGUGGCUGUCGGGUGACCCGCGGCAGAGGGCAGCAAUUUUGCGACCAGCCUCAGAGUUUGUAGGUUGGAAGCCACGCCCCUGCUACGCCCCACGAGAGGCGGAGUUUAGCCAAGCCGUGGUCCCACCCCUUUGCCCCGGAAGUACUCUCUCGAGGCAGAGGUUUCUGGGAUUGGUGGCCCACCGGGCUUCCUUUUUCUCCGACAUCUUAGUGAGGCUGCAGUGGUCCACACGACUCUCUGAGCUUCGCCAUGCCGCCCAAAGACGACAAGAAGAAGAAAGAUGCCGGAAAGUCGGCCAAAAAGGACAAAGACCCAGUCAAUAAGUCUGGCGGCAAGGCCAAGAAGAAGAAGUGGUCCAAAGGCAAAGUUCGGGACAAGUUGAACAAUCUUGUCCUGUUUGACAAAGCGACAUACGACAAGCUCUGUAAGGAAGUUCCCAACUAUAAGCUUAUUACUCCGGCUGUGGUCUCAGAGAGACUGAAGAUUCGCGGUUCCUUGGCCAGGGCAGCCCUGCAGGAGCUCCUCAGUAAAGGACUUAUCAAGCUGGUUUCAAAGCACAGAGCCCAAGUAAUUUACACCAGAAACACAAAGGGUGGAGACGCCCCAGCUGCUGGUGAAGAUGCAUGAACAGGUUCAAUCAGCUGUACAUUUGGGAAAAUAAAACUUUAUUGAAUCAAA